AUGGGGAAUACGCAUACGAAGGAGGCUGGGGGUGGUCGCCGUACGUCACACCUGGACCCCAACGGGAGUUCCUCGGGCGCCGGCUAUCACGGAGACCCAUCCGAUCGGUUGAGACGUGCUAGCCGGCCCGACCUGGGUGGCCUGGGGCUGCCGUUCGGCACGUCGUCUAGCUCACGGCACCAGGACGUCCCCUUUGAGCACCGGGAAACAAGGCAGGAGAAGGAAGCCCGGAGGCUCGAGAGGGAACGAGUAGCACGGGCCAAGGAGCGUGAGCGCAGCAUGAGAGAGGAACACGCGGAUGGCGGCUAUCUUGUGACGAUGGGCGUAUACACUGCAUCCGAGGACUUUAGCAAGCCGGUGGUUCGCCAAUUGCAGCUCGAGCGGAAACUGGCACCGUUUUGGCGCGGCCUGGAUGAUUUCGACCAAAACUGGGCCGAGCAUCAGAUCGUCGCAGCCGCCCGUGGCCUCGACAUCCCCCCGGCCGACGAGGUUCCCGAGAAUCUAAUGCCUCAACCGAGACCGGCCGAAUCGCCAGGUGCUUCGAUGCCGAACCUCACCGUCCCGAUAGGCCCCAGAACACUUUCCUCUGACAGGACUGGUUCGAUCCCUGGCUCGGUCUUACCCUCUCCUAUCUCGCCCGUCUCGCCGAGGGCCAGUUCGCCUUUCAAACCGCACAAAUCCCUCGCAGCGGCUCUGAAUCUGUCCCGGAACGGGUCUCACACGGAUAUCACGCCGCGCGAGAUUAGUCUUCCGUAUGACCCCUAUGUCAACGGUCAGCCACUCGAGGUUUUCCUUUACAAGGAGGGACUAGAAUGCCCUCUCUGCCUUAUGUACUACCCGCCGUACCUAAACCGUACCCGCUGUUGCUGCCAGAUCAUCUGUAGCGAAUGUUUUGUGCAGAUCAAACGCCCGGAUCCCCAUCUUCCCGAACAUCAUGGUGACGACGAGGGGUCUCACGCCCAAGCCGGCACAGAAGAGCAUGAGGGUGAACUCAUCACAGAAGCAGCCAAAUGCCCCUAUUGCACGCAGACCGAGUUCGGCGUCACGUACGACCCUCCCCCUUUCCGUCGUGGUCUGACGUAUGCAUUUAACUCUGUUCCCCUGGGAGCUAUGAGCACCGCCAUGUCAUCAUCAAGCUCUCUCAGCUCGAACCUCUCUCCGGCCUCGCCCGCGGCCCAGAACGCUACCCGUCGACGGACACAGAGCGUGUCUGCAAACGCGCCAGGAGUCAUCACCACCGACCGCAUCCGCCCGGACUGGUUUACCAAACUGACCGCUGCACGUGCGCAACAGCGGCGGAGAGCAGCAGCUGCCGAUGCUCUGCACCAUGCGGCAUUUGUGAUAGGCAACCAAGAAUCCCGCACAUUUUUCGGCCGGUCAUCCCGGUUCGGCCGUAGGAAUGUGGGUGGGAGCCGCGCCGCUGAGAGCCCCAGUAGCACGUCUAACCUCCAACCGAACGAUGGAGCUGAUGACCCUCCAGUUCCCGAUGCGGGCCUUACCACGUCAGGCCGAGCCGGCCCAGGCCGCGAACGGUUAGACGCCGCGCAGCUCGAGAACUUGAUGAUGGCGGAAGCGAUACGAUUGAGUCUGGCUGACGAGGAGGAGCGACGUAAGAAGGCAGAAAAGGAAGCUCGUAAAGAUGCCAAAAAACGAGAGAAGGAAGACCGUAAGGCUGCCAAGAGGAAAGGUGAGGUUUAUGGCGGCAGCAGCGGCAGCGCCAGCGCCAGUUCUCUCACCCUAGGGCUGGGGCGCAGACGAGAUAACAGUGCCGCCAGCAACUUGCGCCUGGAACCGAGUAUCGCUGAGGCCAGCCGUACCUCAGCUACCCAAGAGGGGAGUGCAUCCCAAUCCGCUGCCGUACUUGCGCCCGUUUCCCCGGCGGUAGCAUCAAAUGACAAGGGGAAGGCGAUCGAUCGCAGGAAGGCCGAGGACGUCUUGACGUGCGGACCUAGCGUCUCGCCCCUACCGAUACCUGCAGCAUCGCAGCCCUCGCGGGGAUCGUCUCAUCUCCGCCAGAUGAGCAAUGCUAGCUCAGUUAGCUCCAGCGGACUCGACACCGCGCAUGGUAGUUACAGCGGGAGAGGAUCGGGUGCUCCAGUCGAGGAUCAACGGUCGAGUGGUCCUAGUUUCGGCAGUCGCAACGACGAGGGCGGCGAUAAUUCGAACUCGGAGCCAAUGCUCAACUUUAGGAGUCUGGCGGAGAUGGUCGGUGUUCCGAUAGAUGGCGAAGCCCAGCCACACAACGGUGACGAUCUAAGCCCCACCAUCAAAGGCGCGGACGUCGAUGAGGCCCAGGGGGGACAUAUACAACAAGCCCAAAGCCUAGCUGCCUUGGGCAACGCACGCGAAGAGAACGAGACUCCGCCAAAAAUCGAGACCCGCGGAUACGUCCAGGGCUCGGAAGAGAGGAGAGAAGACGGCACUUCGCUUCCCCAUCUCAUAGUAACGCCCGACACCCCCGGGACGGCGGGGGGUGACGAGUAUUUCAAGCAACUCGGGCAUGUCAAUGCCACAGAGCGCCCGCACGAGGUCACCCAAUAA
Molecule: messenger RNA, 2541 nt
Organism: Durotheca rogersii
Lineage: Eukaryota; Fungi; Ascomycota; Sordariomycetes; Xylariales; Xylariaceae
Exons: 2
Coding region: 1-2541 (846 amino acids)
Cellular component (GO): cytoplasm
Source: RefSeq, a predicted model, not a curated record